AUGCCCCCCCAAAACCCCAUCCUCGUAACCCCCUCCUCCACCCUCGGCUCCAACAGCAGCGGCGCCCAAACACAGGGCAUGACGCGCCAAAACGCCCUCGUAAACGUCUCUUCCAACAUCUGCGCAACACGCAUGAUAGCAGCACCACACACGGCAUCCGCAAUCCAUCAUCACGGAGAAGAAAAUACCAUCGUCUUCGCAUUCAGUGGUCAAGGGACGAUUGUGAGUGAAGGGGGUACGAAAAAACAAGUCUUGAUGCCGGGGGAUUUUGCUCUGAUUCCUGCUUGGGCGGAACAUCAAGAGGUGAAUGAGACGGAUGAGGAGGUCGUGUGGGCCAUUGUGAGGAGUGGGAGGGAGCCUGUCGUGGUGAAUUUGGAUGAGGAGGGGGGUUGGGGGAGUAGUGUGUGAGUGUGAUGAUGAGAGUGGACUGGGAAAGAAAGAAAAAGAAAAGAAAAAGAAACGAGAGAAAGAGACAGGAUCAUGUGUUUCUCUUCUGGAGAGAAAUAUGUACAGUAGGAAGAAGAUGACUAGGUAACUGUAGGUGAGGAAAGCUUGCGCUUACAUUCCAUAUGGCCGAUGAGAAGCCUGCUGUGCUAUCUAAGUAUUUUAUUCAGACGAAGAAAAUCUGUUGUGAGUAAUAGUGUCGUCCUUGACACAUUCCCACGGGUAUAAAAAAAGCUCGUUCCAAUCAGCAUGCUUCAUCACCCAUGCACCAUGCUAGUGUUCAUUCGACUCUUGCAAGCGCUACUCGUUGCUACAUCUCACGAGCGACAAAUCACGGUCCCUUCGGCGCUAAAGUCGAUUUGCGCUGUGACCUCUUUCGUUCUGGUGAUGGGGUCGGACUGCCGAUACUCGACAUGUGCAAGCCAUUAAAUGCUCGCCUGAGGUCUGGCGAAGUCGGCCGUGAUGGGCUCUCAGUGGCAAAAAAGUUCUUGUACGACAUGCUGGGUGACACCGGCUGAGAAAGGAAAGCCGUCAGUCGACGAUCAGCAUCUCUGAUGUCCAAUCCGCCGCCUACUGGACGUUCUGCCACGCCACGAUUGGCGACAUCGUCGAAAUCCUCAUCCUCGUAUGAAGUCGUGGGAGAUGAGUGACCCGAACACUUCUCAUCGGAAGAAGACAGUACGGUGUCGCCAGCAUUUAAACUAGCAAGUUGGAAUGGUGAAAGUGUCGAACCUUCAAUCAUCGAUCUGAUGGGGUUGUGGCUCAAUUUGCUCCGGCCCCGCACGAGGCGUGGUACGGCAAUUGCAUCUUCAAAAGAGCCAAUCUGUGAUCGUGUGCGUGAAAGACCAAACUCAGACCUGGUAGAUGAUGCUCUUUUGUGUCUUUUCCCUCGAUUUUGACUUUUCAUGAUGGAAGCGGCAGUCGUACUGUUCACUGCGCGUUCCAAGUCCAGCUCAAUGGCCACAGUAUUGCGAAUGCGGUCGAUUUUGGGCCACGUCGCCCGUUCACCAUGCCGCGUUGCUUGUUCCAUAAACUCAUGGGUGGGAUUGGCAAGAAUCUUUAAUAUCCCAACCCAUGAGAUCUCCGGCAAGAUCGUGAUGUCGCCAUCAUACUUCUGCGUGAUCACGGCAUGGAGCAUCUUCAGGAGAAACGGGUCCCAUAUCGACUCCAUAAAGUUGUCGAGGGCGAAUAUGAAAUUGGACUUGCUGACCGAGAGCACAUUCUGCAGGAGUGUCGAGUUCGACACCUGCUCGCUCUGCAGGAAAUGUUGAACAUGAGGAUUCACUUGACACGCAAUGAAGUUAUUCACGUUGAACAUGCGUUCGAGAGUGGCCGAUGGCAAGUCUGCCUGGAUGCUGCCAUCAAUAUACUUGUGGUCCAAGUGUCCCCACAGCUCAAUCUCGCCCGUCGCUGCGUUCUUGCAUUUCAGUCCUGGAGCCUCAAACACGUACGGAACAGCACAAGAAGACGCGACGGCCGACCAGAUGACCACAUUCGGCGCCGAGAUGUAAUUGAGUAGACGAGGCACAUUAUGCUUGUCCUUGCAUGACACGUGGAUGUUGAGGAUCAUUCUCGUCAAGUUGUACGCCUCUUUGAACGUGAUGUCUCCCAGGAGAUUGCGCAUCACGCGACAGAGAUUGCCGACAUUGAAGGCAGGCUCGCCUUUCAAUAUGUUGACCGUAGCUCCAAUCCAGCCCGGCAUUUCGUCGUCGCUCUGAAACACCUUGAGAUCGCCUUUUUGCAGUUCGUCCAGCUUCGCCAGAAUGACAUCGCGUUUGUGUGUGCAGAGAACCGAGCCCACAAUACUGCCCGCCGAUGCACCGCAGACGAUGGAUGGCAACAGACCCUCUUCAAUCAGGCUCUUCACGACUCCAAUGUGACACAUGCCAAGGGUACCACCUCCCGACAACAUGAGUGCAGUCUUCCCAAACGAAGUGCGAGCCAGUUUCAACGUCUCGUUGUACCGUUUCACAUCCGCCGUGGGAUCGUUCUCGCAGUAGUCAAUCAGUUGCUCAAUCGUGUAGCUCACCACGGUGGUGUAUUCAUCAAUCAAGAACUUGGUUCCUACACGACAAUGCCGGUAGAGCUCGGGGUUGCACAUUCCUCCCAAGUCUCGUUUGAGAUGAUUGCGAAUGUGGUACAACAUGGCCUCCAUGUCUCGAUUAUUGAUGGCCUGCUUAAGAGCUCGCAGUCGAUUGCGGAGCAGGGCUACAUCGUAGUCUUCAUCCUCCUCGUCCUCCAGUCGCCAGAAGUCGUUGCCCUCGAGCAUGUCCAACUGUUGUGCAGAUGCCCUCCAUUCUUGCCCAUUCUCUGCUGCUCGCAUGCGCAACUCUUGCAGAGCUUUCGCUGCCUCGGCCUUGCUCUUUGUGUGUUGUCCAAACAGCCCCGUCCAGCGGACCGUGUCGAGCAGAUCCUCUGCUAUUUGGAAGGGAGCAUAUGUAGCUCCUGGCAGAGAAGGCAGCCAUUGUGAUGGCUUUGAGGGUACCGUCUUGCUCCCAGACUUUGUCGGGGAACCAUCUUCCUGCUCACUGUGGUCACCGUACUUUCCGCAUGUCGGCAGAGUGGUGCCUAAUAGCCAAGCCAUGCGGACUGGCCAUUCGUCUGGGCUGCUCGAUGAAUAUGCAGUGUACGGCGAACGACACUGGAUGCUCGGUAGGUGGCGGUGGCAUUGAUGAAGUCGGAUCGAGAGUCCACGUCACGUUGCAAUCGAGAUGAUUUGGGACCAAUCGCACUGUUGUCAUUCGGCGGCGGGAAUGGAAAAUGGUCACAGGCGCCACGCAUCAGAUCAUUUUGAGCAGUCCGUCGGGCGGAAGCGAUGCAACCACUAGGAGGUAGAACUAACAGGAAGCGAUCAGGCGCGUGU
Molecule: messenger RNA, 3307 nt
Organism: Sphaerulina musiva SO2202
Lineage: Eukaryota; Fungi; Ascomycota; Dothideomycetes; Mycosphaerellales; Mycosphaerellaceae
Product: RmlC-like cupin
Exons: 1
Coding region: 1-408 (135 amino acids)
Source: RefSeq, a predicted model, not a curated record